Molecule: messenger RNA, 3028 nt
Organism: Cotesia glomerata
Lineage: Eukaryota; Metazoa; Arthropoda; Insecta; Hymenoptera; Braconidae
Exons: 7
Coding region: 621-2327 (568 amino acids)
Molecular function (GO): protein binding
Source: RefSeq, a predicted model, not a curated record
GACAAAUGCAACCCCAAAAUAAACUUUUAAUAAUCCAUGCAUUCAUACAAUCAAAAUACAAAGACUGUAUUAUAUACUAUCAUUUUAAAUAAUGUGCAGUGACCUUCAGCUGGGACUUAUAUAACUAGUCUAAUAAGUUUAAAAAAUACUCAUAACUCGAGAUUAUCAUGUGCCUGUCAAGAAACUAGCAAUUAAAUGGAACCGCUAUCAGGAAAGGUUGUUUAUUAGAAAGAGAUUAAUUGUUUAUAAUCUGAAUCUGAGCAACAAUGUUCCAAAUUCUAUGUUACUCUUAAAAAAACACACUUGACAAUAAAAUUAGUCACGUGAUUGAAACAAAUGAAUGAAUCUACCAAUCUAAAUAUUGUUAUAAGCUAGUGCGAGGAUACUUGACCUUUUUUUAUAAAAACCCCAAUCUACUGUAGAUAUUUAAGCAACAAUAUAAUAAAUAUUAAAAACAGUAUAUUUUUCAUGAUAAUAUAAUAAACAACAAUUUUAUUGAAAAUAAAGUUAGACGACUGAUGGAUCAUUUUCAUCAGUUUCACAACACUGCAUCAGCAUUGGAACACUGGUUUGAAAUCCGUCUUGAACAUUAAUAAAUUAUGGUGUCAUGAUGUAUAAUUAUGUCCAACUUCAUUAUACUUUUAUUUACUCUGGGAUUAAUCGGAAAUUUAUCAAAAGCUACGCCAAUAAAUGGGACAUUCGCCACCAUACCGAUUGAUCUAAGAGCUGCGAUAGAAAUACAGCCUCAAUUCGAAAUAAGGAUGGGUCAAAAAUAUAUCUUCAAAAAAAAUAACGAUUCGCUAAAUUUAACAUGUACGAUCAUACAAAAUGAUGGUAACAAAAAUCAUACAUUAUUUGAUUAUAUUGUCGAUUGGAAAGCACCAUUUUAUGACAAUUACACUCUUAAACCUGAAAGAGGACAAAAACGAAAUGUAGCUUGGUUGUGGUUCGAAAAUCUAUCCGAAGAUCACGAUGGUAAUUACACAUGUAAUGCUGUUACAUUUAGAUCUGUCAUUCAAUCACAUCUUUCUGUUAAUAUCAGACUAUCUGUGAAGAAAAAACCAAUUAAAUGGUAUUGUGGACCAAAAUGGUUCAGAUGUCGAUCUAAUAAUUGUAUUAUGGAACGAUAUCUUUGCGAUGGUAAAGCUGAUUGUGAAGAAGGAGAAGAUGAAAGUGAAGCUGCUGGAUGCGGUUCUGAUCCUUGUUAUGGUAAAGUAAUGUGUGAUAAUCGAUGUGUUCCACGAGAAUGGUGUUGCAAUCACCGGAACUGUAGUAAAAAUUCUGCACCGCACAUAUGGCCAACAGAAACCCGACAAAUAAGUUACAUACAAACAGCAUUUUAUGUUGUGAUGGGUUGUGCAAUGGCAUUUAUUUUCAUAGUUACAAUAUUGGCGAUAGCUAUUUGUCGAGUACAAUUUAAACGAGCAAUAAAUACGACAUGUAAUCAACGAAGUCGUAAUGGUUAUUGUCAAACAAAUCGUGCCUCCUCUAUACAUGUGCCUAAUCAUCAUGAUGAUCUUGAUCGACCUUUAAACCGACCAUUAGAUGAUCUUCAACAAGAAACGAGUACAAUGUACAAUGUAACUGGAAAACUACAGUUUACGGAUUGCCUUUCGAAACCUCCGUCUUAUUCAGAAAUAAUGGCUCUACAAUCGGAAGAAGGACCUCCACCAGCUUAUGUAUCAUGUGAUGAACUCAAUGAAUAUUGUGCCUUAAGAAUGUAUAAUGUUCAAAAUAGUUACCAACCAGACAAUCUUCUACCAAUUAUUAGUAACUUUAGUUCUUCUCGUUGUGAUGACUCCACAAGCACGCCGAACUCAAUUCUAAGUAUUCAAAGAUUAACUUCGAUGAAUAUACCAGUAUCUUCAUCAUUCACAAAUGGACAGAAUAAUGAUUUAAGUGACGAUAUUACUACUAUUAUUCAAGAUCCUAUGUCACAGUGUACAGAAACGGAUGCAUUCUUGUCUGAAAAUAGUAGGACAGAUAAUCAUAAAAACUCAAUAAGGAAUGUUUUAAAUAAAAAGAAGAAAAUUUCAAAUGGAUGGUUUGGUCAAAAUUUUAAUAAUAUUGUAACUAGUAAGCUUUGGGUAAACAACCAAACUGAUCAAAACACACCGAGUUCACCAUUAGAGAGAAAAAGCUAUUCUUUAGGAAACUUGAAGAGUGAAAGAUCAUUUUUGAUAACAGAUCAGCCACAAUUUGUUUCGGACUGUUUAGUUCGUCCGAUGCGAAAAAAUAAUAUUAGUUCAUCAUUUUCAACAAAUUCAAAUAAUCAAGUGGCAGGUCCAAGUUCUUCUGGUGUUGAAAAUGAUAAAAAUCUACAUUGAACGAAAAAGCUACUUCAUUUGAGAAAAAUAUUUUUUUCAAAAUUCUACUCUACUGUCAAGAAAUUCAGUUUUCUUAAUUCACCAACUUAACUCUUGAAUCAAUAAGUGAAAUCAAUAAGAAAAAUCUUGGAUGAGCGAAAAGUUCUCCAGAAAAAUUUUGUCAUCACGAAGCACUUUAUUUUUUAAUUUUUUUUAACAAAAUUCACAUACACUUCAUCCAAGAAUUUUUUUUUUCGGAUUAAAAUAUGCGGUAGUAACUGUUCAAGAUAUUACCAACUUGAUUUUGCUAUCAGUGUAGACUGAUGUCUCAAAUAUUCUUCUACCAAGUAAAAAUCAUUUAUUCAUAAAUAUUCAAUAUUAAUAAUUACACGAUUAGUAUUAAUAAGAACAAAUAAGAUAUUUAAAGAAGGAUCAUUCAAUGUAUCCUCAAAAAAAAUUGUAAUCUUAAAUAGAUUUUUAAAAAAUGCGAUAAGAUAUUGCACGCAUAAAUCGAGGAAGAUGAAUAUGUAAUUAUUGUUAACACCUGCAUUCAAUCGAAAAUAGUUUUUAUAUUAAAUAUAUUAGGUUUCUUUAAAACCGACCUACUGCAUAAUCUAAUAUAAUCGUGCAAAGAAAAUUAUUCCGAAAUAUAUUUUCUAUUCAUGAAUUAUAUAUAUAAAAAAAAUUAGGAAAACGGUUGACCUUGAAUGCCAUCUGAAGGC